Messenger RNA from Exophiala dermatitidis NIH/UT8656, 789 nucleotides. RefSeq lists its product as uncharacterized. The coding region runs from base 1 to 789 and encodes 262 amino acids. NCBI's taxonomy places the organism in Eukaryota, Fungi, Ascomycota, Eurotiomycetes, Chaetothyriales, Herpotrichiellaceae. The record is from RefSeq and is a predicted model, not a curated record. Gene Ontology annotation, molecular function: SNAP receptor activity; SNARE binding. Gene Ontology annotation, biological process: vesicle fusion; Golgi to vacuole transport; intracellular protein transport. The transcript is spliced from 2 exons. Gene Ontology annotation, cellular component: membrane; endomembrane system; SNARE complex.
AUGGCGAAUCCUCAGUCGGAAGACCCCUUCCUCGAAGUCCAAACUGAUGUCCAGGCAACCCUCCAAUCAACCCGCCACCUAUUCUCUUCCUACCUCCGCAUCCGCACACUAUCAACAUCACCCACAUCUCCAGAACUGCAACAGUCGCGGGCAGACUUACAGUCGAACCUCGAGACUUUGACAGCUGACCUCGCGGACCUACUUGAAUCCGUGUCUGCGGCAGAAACCGACCCCUACAGAUUCGGACUCGAUGUGGCCGAAGUCCAGCGACGGAGACAGUUUGUCAAAGAUGUCGGCGACGAGGUCGAAGGCAUGAGGCGCGAACUUGAGAAUAUAACGGGCGAGACUUCUCAACAUGUUGCCGCUGGGGCAGGAUCCACGGGCCGCCUCCCGUCGACGGUCGCUGGCUCCCGGCUCCCAGCACCAGCGGCCUUUGAAGACGACGACGACGACGACGACUACAACAACGACAACGAUCCUUAUGGCGAAUUCGAAGCCCAACAGCAAGCUACAAUCAUGGCCGAACAGGAUGAACAGCUCGAUGGCGUGUUUCAGACGGUUGGCGUGUUGCGUGGCCAGGCGGAGGAUAUGGGUCGCGAACUCGAGGAGCAGGGUCAAUUGCUCGAUGAGGUUGAUACGUUGGCCGAUCGGGUCGGUGGGAAGUUGAGUGUGGGAGUUAAGAAGGUGAACCAGGUCAUAAGGAAAAACGAGGACACGGUCAGCAGCUGUUGUAUUGCUGUCUUGAUUGUCGUCUUGAUUAUACUGCUGAUUUUGGUUAUUGUGCUUUGA